Talaromyces atroroseus is the source of this 1530-nucleotide messenger RNA. RefSeq lists its product as hypothetical. The transcript has 2 exons. Lineage: Eukaryota; Fungi; Ascomycota; Eurotiomycetes; Eurotiales; Trichocomaceae. Bases 1 to 1530 code for a protein of 509 amino acids. The record is from RefSeq and is a predicted model, not a curated record.
AUGGCCGCGCUUUCGACCAGCACGUUACUGCCCGUGGAGAAUAUGACGGACAUGGACAUGGGCAGGGGUAUGGGUAUGGGGGUGGGCAGGGACAUGUACCAAAUCGCGCCUAGCUUCGAUCCGAUCAAUAUCCCGGACACAAUUCGCCUACGGUCUGAACAGGAUUGCGACGAAGCAUUCCAGCUGCUGAUGUCAAUUUUACGACAGCCAGAACUCGGCGUUUUUAUUCGCCAUAUUGACAUCUUAAGAGACACGCAAUUUCACGGUCACUACAAGCCAACUCCAUACCAGCGGUAUAUCUCGGAGGAGGACGCCCUACUGUUAAGAUUGGCCAUUCGUAAUGCUGGAUGGUAUGGGGUGGAAGAAGAAAUGAUUUUCAAUAUGCUUCUACAAAGAAAUUUCGACCUCGAUUUUUCCAACGGCUUUCACUCGUCCAGAGCACGAGGUGGCCGACACACUCGCGGUUCACAUAUGAUCCAAGCUCUUGCAGCUCUUUUGAUGUCGGUUUCUCCCAACUUGGAGUCGCUAAAACUGCGCCCGAUGGGGCGAUAUAUGAGAGACGGUUAUCCACCACUACCGCUAGAACAAUUUCUUCUGCAUUGCACCAGCAUAUUUAAUUCCGUAUUUCUACAAAGAUUACAGCGUAUCGACCUACUUCACACCGACGAUGCCCUCGAUAAUGACCCAUUAUAUUUCAACCGUUACGACUUCUUAUAUCACAUGUCCCUCUUCCAUAAAUUGCCGUCGAUCGAACAUAUCCGCGUUGGCGGGAUGGAAAUUGACGAGAAUGGCCGCGAGGACUUUCCUCCGUUUACUUCCAACCUGCACCACAUUGAGCUAGUUCACUCCGUAUUGCCAACCAUGUUUCUCUGUUCGGUAAUUGCAUCUUCAAAAAGACUUCGAAAUUUCACACAUUCAGUAGGCGGUCGCGCUACCCUCGAUACGGGUACCUGGAACAUGGGUUUUCCGGCUAUUUUCCGGGCACUCCUCCUUCAUCGCGAGUCAUUGGAGUCACUUGAUCUUGACACUGAUUCAGAUUAUUCUCAUGACCUUGAGUAUGAGGAAUUUGAGGAAUAUAUGUCCAAUCCUGGAACAGAGAUGGACGAUGACGAGACGGAAGAGGACCGCCUGACUUUCAUGAACCAACAAUCGGUCGUUAAACUAAUCUUCCUGCAGACGGGCUGCCUUCGAAACUUCACUGCUCUUCGACGGCUCAGCAUCGGUGUACGGUGUCUCUUCCAGAUGGCAUACGGAAUCUCUAACGAUCCUCGCUCUCCACCAAUUCUCGCCGAUGUUCUUCCCCCGAAUUUGGAAUAUCUGUGUAUCCGCGGCUAUGAGCCUGGAAUCCAUGCCAUACAAGAUUCCCACAUGCAGGAUAUGUUUCAAAAGUUUGUUGCUGGACAAUUAGGCCCACUGAAAGAAAUUUACGGGUUAACUGAAUAUAUCCCAAAUUCAGCCACCGUGCACCUUGAUGAUGUUGAGAAACAUCCAGAGUUGGUAUGGAUAGAUGAUCGGGAUGCCAUUGUUUGA